Grammomys surdaster is the source of this 2146-nucleotide messenger RNA. Its product is annotated as solute carrier family 23 member 2-like. Gene Ontology annotation, cellular component: membrane. The transcript is spliced from 9 exons. The record is from RefSeq and is a predicted model, not a curated record. Gene Ontology annotation, molecular function: transmembrane transporter activity. The coding region runs from base 151 to 1518 and encodes 455 amino acids. Gene Ontology annotation, biological process: transmembrane transport. NCBI's taxonomy places the organism in Eukaryota, Metazoa, Chordata, Mammalia, Rodentia, Muridae.
GAACAUUAGCCACAGUGAGAGUACAUCACCUCCCCCUGGGCCUGCCCUCUGAGUCAGACCCCUCUCUUAAAGCACUGGACUCCUUUCCUGGUAUUAUCUGUCUUGUUUCUUAAAGGAAGCCAGAAAGAAGGAGAGCUCCCUCUGGUUGCCAUGAACUCUGCAGUUGGCUGCGGCUGUGAGUCCCCCAGCUGCAUGAGGGGUGAUGGUGUGCUCAGCUCCCACACUGAAGGCCAAGGCAAGAAACAGGAUGGGCCGCAGAAGGAUCCCAACAGCAGCCACCUGGCCUAUGGUAUCCUGGAUAACCCACCAUGGUAUCUCUGCAUCUUCUUGGGGAUCCAGCACUUCCUCACAGCCCUGGGGGGUCUCGUGGCUGUGCCGCUCAUCCUGGCCAAGGACCUGUGCCUGCAGCAUGACCCUUUGACCCAAAGCUACCUCAUCAGCACCAUUUUCUUCGUCUCGGGCAUCUGUACCCUCUUGCAAGUGUUUUUAGGAGUCAGGCUGCCAAUUCUUCAAGGAGGGACCUUUGCCUUUGUGGCUCCCUCUCUGGCCAUGCUGUCCCUUCCUGCCUGGAAAUGCCCAGAGUGGACUCUCAAUGCCAGCCAGGUGAACACCAGCUCUCCUGAAUUCACUGAGGAGUGGCAGAAGAGGAUCCGAGAGUUGCAGGGUGCUGUCAUGGUGGCUUCCUGUGUCCAGAUGCUGGUGGGUUUCUCCGGCCUCAUUGGGUUUCUCAUGCGCUUCAUCGGCCCCCUGACCAUUGCUCCGACCAUUACCCUCGUGGCCCUGCCUCUCUUUGACUCUGCUGGCAGUGAUGCUGGGAUCCACUGGGGGAUUUCUGCCCUGACCAUCUUCCUCAUCGUGCUCUUUUCUCAGUACCUCAAAAACGUCAUGGUUCCUGUGCCCGUUUAUGGAGGAGAGAAGAAGUGUCACAUCUCCAAGUUCAACCUGUUUCAGGUCUUCCCUGUGCUGCUAGCUCUGUGCCUCUCAUGGCUCUUUUGUUUCGUGCUCACUGUCACCAACACCCUCCCCAAGUCCCCCAUGGCAUAUGGACACAUGGCCCGUACAGACACCAAAGGCAGUGUUCUGAGCCAGGCCCCCUGGUUCCGCUUCCCUUACCCAGGACAGUGGGGCCUCCCCACCGUCAGCCUGGCCGGCGUCUUUGGAAUCAUUGCUGGAGUGAUCUCCUCCAUGGUGGAAUCUGUGGGUGAUUAUCAUGCCUGUGCCCGACUGGUUGGAGCCCCACCCCCUCCAAAGCAUGCCAUCAACCGUGGCAUUGGCAUCGAGGGCCUUGGCUGCCUGCUGGCAGGGGCCUGGGGGACCGGGAAUGGUACCACAUCCUACAGUGAGAAUGUCGGGGCACUGGGUAUCACCAGGUUCUGCACAUCUUCAUGUACCCGAAUCCUCCCCUUCUGGCCCAGGAUAGACCACCGCGGAGAUGAGGUGGGAGCGAGCCAGAUCACUCUGUGUUCCCAGACCUCCUCUGGAACUCAACUGUGGAGUGUUACAGAAACCAAGAUGUGAAUAGAAUGGCCCCACCCCAUCUUCUCAUAGCCAAACUCUGGCCUGCAAAACGGAAAGAUCUCUGUUCACAAAUAGUCACACAAAGAUCCUUCCAGGACCUUCUGCACCCAGGUACUGUGGUGGCUAAGCAGUGAUGAUGAAGAACAUGAUCAGUCUGGAGAAGACCUCAGGGCAUCCUUCUGCUGUCUCCUGGACGAGACAGAGUGGACGAUGGGUCUGGGAUCUCCACAGAAGCCUGCUCUUCUCCAAAGCUUGGCAAUAUUCUGGUGGAUGGGGAGGAAGAGGUGUGCUGUGGGACAGGGGCAGGCUGUUUGCUGAAAGGUGAUGGAGCCAGGCAGCCUGUAAUCCCAGCCAAUCCAGAGGCUUCACAGGAAGAUCAUAGACUUAUUAGGUCUACAAACUGACUUUAAGGCUACCUGGGCAACUUGGCAAGAUCCUGUCUCAAAAUAAAAAAGUAAAAACCAAGCUAGGGAUACUGGAGAGAUGGCUCAGUGGUUAAGAACACUUGUUGUUCUUCCUGAGGACCCAGGUUCAAUUCCCAGUACCCACCUGGUGGCUCCCAGCCAUCCUCAACUCCAGUUCCAGGGGAUCUGACACCCUCUUCUGACCUUUGUACCAGGAACAUAUG